UCAAAUAAUAGAAUUACAACACUAGAUUUAAGUUUUAACUCAAUUACUGGUACCAUAGAUGAAUCAUAUUGCUCCGUAUUAUUAAUGAUAAAUAAUAAUAAAAUGACAGGUAAAAUUCCAGAAUGUUUUACAUGCCACUUUAAUGAUGCUUACAUGAAAGGUUAUUUUAUUGGAAAUCAAUUUGAUAAUUUAGAUUCGAUUGGAACAUGUAGUAAGUUUAUAAAGAUUAUAAUUAUUGUAACAAAACCAGCACUUUCAAUUAUAGGUCAAAACAUAGGGUAUGAUGUUUCUGAUAUAUAUUCAAACCCCCAAAUUUCUUUUGAACUUUUAAUUGAAGGAAAUUCAAAUAUUAUUGCAUUUAACUACAAACUAAAUAGAAUUAUUCACAAUAUAAAAUUCAAAAGUACUGAUCAAGAAUUUACAUUAACUCCAGAUCCAUACCCCCCAUUAUUAUCAAAUAUAACAUCAAAUAAUCAGAUUUUAUUAUUCAAAGGUUUAUAUUAUUCAUACGAUAUCGCUGAAAUAACAAUUACAAUUGGUGGUAAAUCUUGUGAUGUAACCGAUUCAACAUUUUAUCAAAUUACAUGUACUUUAACAACAUAUCCAAAUCAACUGAAUAAUGUACUAGGUAUAAUCAGAGUAGAUCAAUUACAAACAAAAUUCAAUCUAAAUUUAGAUAAACGUGAUGGUAACGAAGUAUUCAACAAUUAUACAUCAUGUUUAGAUAAUUGUGAAUCAUAUAGCGGUAAUAAAUGCAACUAUAAUACUGGUAUUUGUGAAUGCCCACAGUGUUUUAGUCCAAAUCACUAUGUGUCAUCAAUUUCACCAACAUACGAAGAUGGCGGAUUGGUAAUAAUGAAUGGAUGGUUUGGAGAUAUAAAUCAAGAUUUAAAUAUAACAAUAGGUAAUCAAGAAUGCAAAAUAGAAACCAUAUCACCAAACACAAUUACAUGCAACAUUGGGGCAGGUACAGGUAAAAAAGAUGUAACAGUAUUUCAAAAUGGAAUCACAUGGAAAUCAUUCAACUUUUUUAUUUACCAAUUAAAACAACAAAUAUGUUUAAACAAAUGUACUGAUACAAGUCAUGGUAUUUGCGAUACAUCAAAUGGUAUUUGUGAAUGUAAAUCAGGAUGGAUUGGAUUCGAUUGUAGUUCACCUUCAAAUUAUAAUAAUGAUGGCAAUACCAACAGUACAGUUCAUCCAGACGGUUCAACAACAAUUAUUAACCAUCAAACAAUAUACAAUAUAUUAAUCACAUCAUUAUUAGAGUUAGAUAUUAACAGUGACACAGUUAAACAAUAUCCACUUCAAAACAAUUGGAACAUAACUUCAAAAGAUAAAAACGGAAAAAAUGUAAUAUUCACACAAAUAUUAAACGAAACUGAAUGUCAAAUCAUAUUAUCGAUCCAAGAAAUUGAAAAUGAUAUUCAAUAUUCAUUCGCAGGUUUAGAUUUCAAAUUGGAUAAAGGUUCAAUUAAAGUAUCAGUAUCAAUUCACAACUACAACUAUCAAAGUCCACUCAAUACAUUACAAUUACAUAUGAUAUCAAAUAUAUCAGAUACUACAUCGAACGACUGUAACAGUAAACCAGCAUCAACAUCAACAUCAAUAUUUGAUAAUCAAGUAUUAAACUAUAUCUUGAUCAAUAAAGACAACAAGAUUCUAUAUGGUAGAUUUAUAAACAGAGCAAUAUCAGAUGGACAUACAACAUUAAUCACCACAUCAUUAAUAUCAAGUCAAAAUGAAUCAGUAACCAUUGGUAUUAACAUUCCACAUUGCGAAACAUCAUGCUAUAUCGAUCCAGACUUUUCAGUAUUGAUUAAUUCCAAUUUUAAAACAAACUGUGACAAAUCCAAAAACCAUACUACUCUGAUUGCAAUUCUUGUAAGCUGUAUCGGUGUAGCUACUAUUAUCAUCUUAGCAGGUGCUUUUUAUAAAAAAAGUACCAAAUCUAAAGUUAUAGUUUUUAAACUUAAAAAAAAAAUUAAAAUGGCUAAAUAA
Dictyostelium purpureum is the source of this 2001-nucleotide messenger RNA. RefSeq lists its product as uncharacterized. The transcript has 2 exons. The annotation marks the transcript as partial. NCBI's taxonomy places the organism in Eukaryota, Evosea, Eumycetozoa, Dictyosteliales, Dictyosteliaceae. The record is from RefSeq and is a predicted model, not a curated record.